CUCUCCCUGUCGUUCUGCAAUUUUCAUAUUUUUGUUUGUGUAAAAUUCACAAGUAUUUAUUACUUCAAUUCAAAAUAUUAAGUGUGAACUGUUGCAUAAAAGUAAAAAAAAAAUUAUUGAAAAGUGUCCGAUUGAUAUUCCUGAUCUAGUGAUCAUUACAUUUUGAACACCUCAUUAAUUUUCCUGGUUGCUAAUAAUUUGUUCAGUGACAAAGAUUUAAGUUUUUUUAGUACAGUAUUUGGACAAAAUGUCUACAGUCCCUGCAAUUCCUGUUGCACCGGUUGCAAAACCAAAGAAACAUUUUAUUGGGACUCCAGCUCCGUCUGGUUAUGUUGCCGGUGUUGGUCGUGGAGCUACUGGGUUCACAACACGGUCUGAUAUUGGUCCUGCCCGAGAUGCAACGGAUGUGUCAGAUGACAGACAUGCUCCUCCAAAUAAACGAAGCAAAAAAAAGGACGAAGAAGAAGAGGAGGAGGAAGAUCUUAAUGACUCAAAUUACGACGAGUUCUCAGGGUACGGAGGAUCUUUGUUUAAUAAAGAUCCAUACGAUAAGGAUGACGAAGAAGCGGAUGAAAUUUACCAUCAAAUAGAUGUGCGUAUGGAUGAAAAGAGGAAAGAUUAUCGUGAAAUAAAAUUGAAAGCACAAUUGGAAAAGUAUCGACAAGAGCGUCCAAAAAUUCAACAGCAAUUUAGUGACUUGCGAAGGGCUCUGUCUUCUGUGUCCGAGGAUGAGUGGCUGAGUAUUCCGGAAGUUGGUGAUGCAAGAAACAAGAAGCAAAGGAAUCCCAAAUCAGAAAAGUUUACGCCAUUGCCAGAUUCUGUACUUGCACGAAAUCUUGGAGGUGAAUCAGUUACGACUAUCGAUCCAUCGUCUGGAAUGGCCUCUGCAUUUCCUGGAGGCCUAACUCCGUCAGGCGAUUUAGAUUUGAGAAAAAUUGGACAAGCGCGUAACACCCUCAUGAGUGUUAAGUUGAAUCAAGUUUCAGACUCUGUGUCAGGCCAAACUGUUGUGGACCCCAAAGGAUAUCUAACAGACUUGCAACAAUUUGGGGCAGGGACAUAUGGAGGCGAUAUCAAUGACAUAAAAAAGGCACGGUUAUUGCUAAAGUCAGUCCGAGAAACAAAUCCCAAUCAUCCAGGAGCAUGGGUUGCAUCUGCCAGAUUGGAAGAAGUAACUGGAAAGGUCCAGACAGCUCGAAAUUUAAUUAUGAAAGGCUGUGAAGUAAAUCCAAACUCUGAAGAUCUCUGGCUUGAAGCUGCCCGUCUUCAGCCUCCGGAUUUGGCUAAAGCAAUUAUAGCCCAGGCCGUUCGACACAUUCCAACUUCAGUUCGCGUAUGGGCAAAGGCAGCAGAUUUGGAAUUAGAAACAAAAGCAAAGAAAAAAGUUUUCAGGAAAGCUCUUGAGCACAUUCCAAAUAGUGUUAGGCUCUGGAAGUCGGCAAUCGAAUUGGAGGAACCGGAUAACGCAAAAAUUUUAUUAGGAAGAGCUGUUGAAUGUUGUCCCGCCUCAGUCGAACUUUGGCUGGCUUUGGCGAGACUGGAGAGUUAUGAAAAUGCCAGAAAAGUGCUUAAUAAAGCUCGACAGAAUAUUCCUACGGACAGAGGUAUCUGGAUCACAGCUGCUAAAUUAGAAGAAGCUCAAGGAAAUCAUCAAAUGGUUGAUAAAAUUAUUGAACGAGCCAUCAGCUCUUUGUCAUCCAACGGAGUAGAAUUAAAUCGUGACCAAUGGCUAACGGAUGCCAUCGAAUGUGACAAAGCACAGUCUUACAUGACUUGUCGAGCAAUUAUAAAGUGUAUGAUUGGUCACGGUUUAGAAGACGAAGAAAGGAAAGAGUUGUGGUUGGAAGACGCUGAAAAUUGUUCUCAAAAGGGAGCUAUUGAGUGUGCAAGAGCAAUUUACACCCAUGCAUUGAGCGUAUUCCCAACAAAGAAAAACAUUUGGAAGCAGGCUGCUUCUUUUGAAAAACAGCAUGGGGAUCGCGAAAGUUUGGAGACCUUGCUCCAAAAAGCAGUUAGUCAUUGCCCUCAAUCCGAAGUCCUUUGGCUCAUGGGUGCAAAGUCCAAGUGGCUAGCUGGCGACGUGCCAGCGGCUCGAUCAAUCUUAGCCAUUGCUUUCCAAGCGAAUCCUAAUUCGGAAGAAAUUUGGUUAGCUGCUGUAAAACUGGAAUCUGAAAACAACGAAUACGUACGGUCCAGGAAAUUGUUGGCAAAAGCCCGUGCAUCUGCUCCAACACCAAGAGUUUGGGUCAAGUCGGUAAAGUUGGAAUGGUGCCUGGAUUGCAUAUCAACUGCUCUGGAUUUACUUGACGAAGGAUUAAAAGCAUUUCCAGAUUGUGCAAAGCUAUGGAUGAUGAAAGGACAAAUUUUAGAGGAGGGAAAAAAGUUGGAUGAAGCCAGAGAUACUUAUCUGGCUGGUACUAAAAAGUGUGGAGAUUCGAUACCUCUAUGGAUCCUUAUGUCAAGGAUUGAGGAAAGGCGUGGAUUAUUAACAAAAGCUCGCUCAACUUUGGACAAAGCCAGAUUGAAAAAUCCAAAAAAUGAUAAACUUUGGCUCGAAUCCAUUCGAAUAGAGAUUCGUGCAGGAUUAAAAGACAUUGCAGAGCCAAUGCUUGCAAAAGCAUUGCAAGAGUGUCCUACGUCUGGUCCCCUGUGGGCUGAAGCAAUAUUUGUGGAAGGCAAGGCUCAAAGGAAAACUAAGAGCGUGGACGCACUCAAGAAAUGUGAACACGAUCCACACGUACUUCUUGCAGUCUCUAAAUUAUUUUGGAGCGAGAGAAAACUGAACAAGUGCAGAGAGUGGUUUAACCGUGCGUUGAAAAUAGAACCUGAUUUGGGGGAUACUUGGGCCUAUUUUUACAAGUUUGAACUACUUCAUGGGACUGAGCAAACACAAUCUGAAGUGGUUAAACGAUGCUUACUUGCUGAGCCACAUUAUGGAGAAAACUGGUGUGCGAUAAACAAGGACAUAAAGAAUUGGAAAAGGAAAACAGAUGAAAUAUUGACUAUGGUGGCAAAUUCGUUACCGAUACCUACUUAACUCUAUGCAUGUAUUGUAAUAUUCAUGUAAUGUUCUCACUUUUCUUGUACUUUUGUAGUCCAUCAUUUAUUGUUGACUACCGACUUUUUUCGGAUUAAAAAAAAUAUUACCUUGAUUAAUGUUAUGUUUGAAAUAUAAUCUUCAACACAAUAAAAUAAAAUUGUAUAAGUUGC
Molecule: messenger RNA, 3210 nt
Organism: Folsomia candida
Lineage: Eukaryota; Metazoa; Arthropoda; Collembola; Entomobryomorpha; Isotomidae
Gene: Prp6
Product: pre-mRNA-processing factor 6
Exons: 17
Coding region: 248-3037 (929 amino acids)
Biological process (GO): spliceosomal tri-snRNP complex assembly; mRNA splicing, via spliceosome
Cellular component (GO): catalytic step 2 spliceosome; U4/U6 x U5 tri-snRNP complex
Molecular function (GO): protein binding
Source: RefSeq, a predicted model, not a curated record